AGAAAUAGAAAACGAACGCAUCAGCCGCCCUCCUCCAGAUUACGCGUGUCCAGCGGCCCGACGCACCGCUGUCUCCCCACAUGACCUUAUCUUCUCCCCCAGUCGUCUUCCCCGAUCCCCUUCCCGUCGUUCUUCGCUUGCGUUGUCCGCCGCAAUUUAUCUCUCAUCGCCGCUUCGCUCCCUCCUUCACAGCACCGCGCCUAAUAGGCUCCCCUCUCUCCUUGCCCUUUCUUGCCGCCGGAGCUCGACAUGUGAGGCGACGACUAUUAUGGCUGUGGGGCGAUGGCACCUUCCAGCGACGGCGCCGCAAGGCAGUGCGGUGCGGGAUGUUGCAAGGCUGCGGUUCUUCCUUCCUUCUCCCUUCCUCCUUCCUCCCCUCGUUCUUAUUCUUUCUCUCACACCGAGUUCCUCUUUCUUUGUUGCCUACAGGAGGCCGAUGCCAAACUGCAAGCAGCCACCGCCUGGAGGUUCUCCGACACCGGAGCCCACCUCCUCCUCGCCCACGUCGCCGACGUCCAUCCUCGUCGGAUCCUGUGCCGCGGGGCCUCCCUGCGCCUCCGCCGCCCUGCCAAGUCCGUCUGCUGGAGCCGCCUCUGUCCGCUGCCUGUUCAGUCCCCUACCUCGACCACGUCUGUACGCGUGCGCAAGGGCUGCAAGGCCUAGUAGUGAUUCGUGACGUUCAUGUGCGGGGACAUGCGGAGGCCGGCGCCGGCGAGCAGGCACGCGUCGACGGGGCCAUGUUGGAGGUUAUGGGCGCCGACCUGCUGCACCCACCUCGAGCCGACCGCGGCUGCUGGCCGACGAGCACAAGAGAGCUCGGGUGCUUGGGAAUGGAGACAACAUACGCAGGGGGGGUGCGAUGCCGGAGGCGGAGGAGAGGGGCGGGCACCUUCCGCGCCGACGAGCGCAGCCGAAGCUGUCCCCCCUUCCACCUUCUCUACCUUUGGAUAAGGAGCGCGGGUGGAGUUGUUACAAAAGACAGGGAUUAAUUUGCAAAAACGAAUCAUUUUACCAGAUCCACUUACAUAGGGAUUGCGGGUUGGAUUAUCUAAAACUAUAGGGGGUUUUA
This is a messenger RNA of Triticum dicoccoides, 1069 nucleotides long. RefSeq lists its product as uncharacterized. The transcript has 2 exons. NCBI's taxonomy places the organism in Eukaryota, Viridiplantae, Streptophyta, Magnoliopsida, Poales, Poaceae. The coding region runs from base 81 to 989 and encodes 302 amino acids. The record is from RefSeq and is a predicted model, not a curated record.